Molecule: messenger RNA, 1659 nt
Organism: Acanthamoeba castellanii str. Neff
Lineage: Eukaryota; Discosea; Longamoebia; Acanthamoebidae
Product: Proteintyrosine phosphatase
Exons: 9
Coding region: 1-1659 (552 amino acids)
Biological process (GO): protein dephosphorylation
Molecular function (GO): protein tyrosine phosphatase activity
Source: RefSeq, a predicted model, not a curated record
AUGAAGAAGUUGGCGAUCGGAGGCGAGCCGAAGCCGCCGAAUGGCGUCGCCGCGCCGACAAUUGUCGUCAGCGAUGCACCCGAGCUCGCCGGCGGAGUGCCAUCGCCCUCAAUGAAGGGGGCGGGAUCAGACCGGUCCGACGAUAGGAGGAAGGCCGAGAAGAAGGAGAAGAUCGAAAGGGAACGAUUGGAGAAGUUGGAGAGGAAGGAGCAGAAGAGGCUGGAGAAGCUGGAGAAAGAGCACAAGAAGAGUCCCAAGGGAAGCGAGAUCGGCAAGGAAGGAAAGGACGGCGGAGGGAAGGUGGUGGAUCGAUUUCUGGGAUCGAAGGUUGCAAUGGAGAAGUUCUUCAAGAAGAAGGUCAAAGAGCGAGAGGAGCGCAAGGAGAAGGAGAAGGAAGAACGUGAGCGAGAGCGCAUCCUAGCUGAGGAAUUAUCCGCCAGCGGCGAUGAGGGAGGCGAGGCGUUAAAGGACAAGAAGAAAAAGAAGAAGAUGAACAGCAAGAUCAGCAAGGGCUACUCCUCGGAGGGCACGAGCAGCAACGAUGAGAAUGGCGGGGAUGGCAGGAAGAAGAAGCGGAAGACCUUCUCUACAGGCAGCGGCAGCGCCUCAUCGACCAGCUCGUCGCCAUCUUCAUCCUACACAUCUCCGUCGCCAUCACCAUCCACAACGCCCGACAAGGAGAAGGACCCAAUGGAGCGAGAAAGUGAGCGAGAGGACGAGAAGGAAGAGACCACGGAUUCAGAUGAUUCGAGUAGCAGCGAUGACUCCGAAUCCGAGGAGGAGAGCGGCCAAAGGGGGCUUCUCCACCCGAACAGUGGCAGCAACAUUGCCCUACGGCAGCAGCGGCGACGAAAGAAGGAUUGGACAGUCUCUCAGGAGUUCCGAGUUUUAGCUCUGGAGACGGAGGAGAAGCAGAAGCCAGACUUCUCCUUCGCCCUGCAACACAAGAACAGGGGAGGAGACACGGACUACAUCAACGCCAACUACAUUCAGGGUGAGCAGACGCAGUAUAUUGCUGCCCAGGCUCCUCUGCCGAACACGUUUAGCGAUUUUUGGCUGAUGGUGUGGGAGCAAAAUACUCGCGUGAUAAUGAUGCUUACGAGGUUGACCGAAAACGACAGAACAAAGGCCGAGAUAUACUGGCCGCGCAAGGGUCCACUGGGGAGGGCGCGAGGCAGCUUCUCUGGGGAGGACGGUGGGUGGAAGCAGUACGGCAAGAUGAGGGUCAGCCUGGUCAAGUCCACAAUACAGGAGGGCGACGAAGACGUUACGAUUCGUCACUUCCGCCUACGAAACGACGAAGAGCCCGAUGUGGAGCGGCAGGUGAUUCAGAUUCACUUCACGGGAUGGCCCGACUUUGGCGUUCCUCAAAACACCAAGGCCUUCACCCAGUUGCUCGAGUUGAUGGAGAGCUUCAACAAGGAGCCAACGAUCACCGGAAGCACGGAGUCCAACGGACCCAUUGUACUCCACUGCAGCGCCGGUCUGGGGAGAACGGGCACCCUCAUUGCAGCCCACAUCGCGGCUGAAAAGCUCAAGCUCAAAACGGUGAAGAGUAAGGAGGACAUCGAUAUGAAGGCCAUCGUGGCUGUUCUGCGAGAACAAAGGCACACAAAGUGUCAGUACAAGUUCCUUCACGACCUCCUCAACGACCUGUGA